Messenger RNA from Stomoxys calcitrans (stable fly), 587 nucleotides. It is a transcript of the gene Cp19, whose product is annotated as chorion protein S19. NCBI's taxonomy places the organism in Eukaryota, Metazoa, Arthropoda, Insecta, Diptera, Muscidae. The record is from RefSeq and is a predicted model, not a curated record. The transcript is spliced from 2 exons. Gene Ontology annotation, cellular component: egg chorion. Gene Ontology annotation, biological process: multicellular organism development. Bases 79 to 510 code for a protein of 143 amino acids.
AAUCAAAUCUGCAGCGUCUUUUACGAAAACAGCUCAAAUUUGCAUAGAAAAAUAUAGAAAAUACAUUUGAGCAACUAGAUGCAGUGCAUCGCCAUCGUCAUCUUCGCCGCUAUCGCUUCCGGUAGCUGCAGUGGUUAUAACAGCAACUACGGUGGAUACAACAGCUACAACGCCCCUGGCUCUGCUGCUGCUGCUUCCUCCGCUGCUGCCACCGAUGCCAACAACUACGGUGCCCCCGCUACCUAUGGUGGCUCCGCUUAUGGCGCCCCAGCCUACAACAGCUACGCUGCCCCAUCCUACGGCGGCUAUGCCCCCGCCAAGUCCUAUGGCAACAAAUACUCUUACCAACCCGCCUACGCCACCGAAUUGUACCCCAACCAACACCACUACAAACAAUACAACUCUCACUCCACCUACAGCCAAGUUGCUUUGCCCGUUGUGCAAGACGCACCUUUGGCUAAAUUGUACACUCCCGCCGCCAAGUCUUAUGGUUCCUACUCUGGCUAUUAAGAGCAAGGAUAUCUCAAGCGCUGUUUAGAGAUCCUGUAGAUAUGACGAAGUUGUGUUAAAUCCCCCUCUACCCCCAC